This is a messenger RNA of Arabis nemorensis, 2952 nucleotides long. Lineage: Eukaryota; Viridiplantae; Streptophyta; Magnoliopsida; Brassicales; Brassicaceae. The record is from the annotation of a GenBank genome assembly.
AUGGAGCGGAAGACGAUUGAUUUGGACCAAGGAUGGGACUAUAUGCAGACUGGUAUUACCAAGCUGAAACGGAUUCUGGAAGGACUUCCUGAGCCGGCAUUUGACUCUGAGCAAUAUAUGAUGCUUUACACGACCAUCUACAACAUGUGCACUCAGAAACCUCCUCAUGAUUACUCACAGCAGCUUUAUGACAAGUAUCGCGAAGCAUUUGAGGAAUACAUUAACUCAACUGUUUUGCCUGCUUUAAGGGAGAAGCAUGAUGAAUAUAUGCUGCGGGAGUUGGUCAAAAGAUGGGCUAACCAUAAAGUUAUGGUUAGAUGGCUAUCUCGAUUCUUCUACUAUCUUGACCGUUACUUCAUUGCUCGGAGAUCACUUCCACCACUGAAUGAAGUUGGCCUGACAUGCUUCCGUGACCUGGUUUAUAAUGAGCUGCACUCCAAGGUCAAAGAAGCUGUUAUAGCACUUGUUGAUAAGGAACGGGAGGGCGAGCAGAUUGAUAGGGCUCUACUGAAAAACGUAUUAGAUAUUUAUGUAGAGAUUGGUAUGGGACAGAUGGAAAGAUAUGAAGAAGAUUUUGAAAGCUUCAUGCUUCAAGACACAGCGUCUUACUAUUCUCGCAAGGCAUCAAGCUGGAUCCAGGAGGAUUCUUGUCCGGAUUAUAUGCUCAAGUCUGAAGAAUGUCUAAAGAAGGAGAGGGAGAGGGUGGCCCACUACCUUCACUCAAGCAGUGAGCCAAAGCUGGUUGAGAAAGUACAACAUGAGUUGUUGGUAGUGUAUGCAAAUCAGCUUCUAGAAAAAGAGCACUCAGGGUGCCGUGCAUUGCUGAGAGAUGACAAGGUGGAUGAUCUCUCCAGGAUGUACAGGCUUUAUCAUAAGAUUGUGCGAGGUUUGGAGCCUCAUGUCACAGCAGAGGGUAACGCACUUGUCCAACAGGCUGAAGACACGGCUACUAAUCAGGCUGCAAAUACUGCUAGCGUGCAGGAACAGGUUCUUAUCAGAAAAGUGAUUGAGCUACAUGAUAAAUACAUGGUCUAUGUCACUGAGUGUUUCCAAAACCACACCCUCUUCCACAAGGCUUUGAAAGAGGCUUUUGAGAUUUUCUGUAACAAAACGGUCGCUGGAAGUUCAAGUGCCGAAUUACUUGCAACAUUUUGCGACAAUAUUCUCAAGAAGGGGGGAAGUGAGAAGCUGAGUGAUGAAGCUAUUGAAGAUACGCUUGAGAAGGUGGUCAAAUUGCUUGCUUAUAUAAGUGACAAGGAUCUUUUUGCUGAGUUCUACAGAAAGAAGCUGGCCCGUAGGCUCUUAUUUGAUCGCAGUGCUAAUGAUGAUCAUGAGAGAAGUAUCCUUACAAAGCUCAAGCAACAAUGUGGUGGGCAAUUUACUUCCAAGAUGGAGGGCAUGGUAACGGAUUUGACAUUGGCAAGAGAAAACCAAAACAACUUUGAGGAGUAUCUAGCCAAUAAUCCCGCUGCAAACCCAGGGAUUGAUUUGACCGUCACUGUGCUUACUACUGGAUUUUGGCCAAGUUACAAAUCAUUCGACAUCAAUCUACCCAGUGAAAUGGUCAAGUGUGUCGAAGUUUUCAAAGGGUUUUAUGAAACGAAAACGAAACAUAGAAAACUUACCUGGAUCUAUUCACUCGGUACUUGUCACGUGACCGGAAAGUUUGAUCAAAAGCCCAUUGAAUUAGUUGUGUCUACUUACCAGGCUGCUGUGCUUCUGCUCUUCAACACAACAGAGAAACUAAGUUACACUGAGAUUCUGACUCAAUUGAACCUUAGCCAUGAGGAUCUAGUCAGGUUGCUUCAUUCCUUGUCAUGUGCUAAGUACAAGAUUCUCAUCAAGGAGCCAAGCACGAAGACGGUUUCCCAGACUGAUGUUUUUGAAUUCAACUCCAAAUUCACCGAUAGAAUGCGCAGAAUUAAGAUCCCUCUUCCUCCAGUUGACGAAAGGAAGAAAGUCGUUGAAGAUGUUGAUAAAGACAGACGCUAUGCGAUUGAUGCUGCCAUUGUCAGGAUCAUGAAGAGCAGGAAAGUAUUGGGACAUCAACAACUUGUUUCUGAGUGUGUCGAGCAACUUAGCCGAAUGUUCAAGCCUGAUAUCAAAGCGAUCAAGAAGCGUAUGGAGGAUUUGAUAACGAGGGAUUAUUUGGAGAGGGACAAGGAGAAUCCUAACAUGUUUAGAUCCAAAGCCCCCGUGGUCAAUUCUGCGCCAGAUUCGCUGCUAAGCGUCCGUCAAGUUUUCCGUCAACCACCAUCUCAGGCGUCUCGGAGUUUCUCUACGGCCUUAAACUACCACCUUGAUUCUCCUGAUAACAAACCUGAUCUUCCAUGGGAAUUUUCUGAGGCAAACAAAUCAAAGGUUAAGGAGAUUCUCUCUUACUAUCCAUCAAACUACAAGCAGUCUGCUGUUAUUCUGCUUCUAGAUCUUGCACAACAGCAGCAUGGAGGCUGGCUCCCUGUUUCAGCAAUGAAUGCGGUUGCUAAAGUUAUAGAAGUUGCUCCUAUCUGUGUUUAUGAGGUUGCAACAUUUUACUCAAUGUUUAACAGGGCAAAGUACCACCUGCUAGUUUGUGGCACAACACCUUGCAUGAUCCGUGGUUCAAGAGAGAUCGAAUCAGCUUUGCUAGACCAUUUGGGAGUGAAACGCGGUGAAGUCACAAAGGAUGGGUUGUUCUCCGUUGGAGAAAUGGAAUGCAUGGGAUGUUGUGUUAAUGCACCCAUGAUCACUGUGGCAGACUAUUCCAAUGGAUCAGAAGGAUAUACAUAUAACUAUUUCGAAGAUGUUACCCCUGAGAAAGUCGUAGAGAUUGUUGAGAAUCUGAAAAAAGGAGAAAAGCCACCGCAUGGAACUCAAAACCCGAAGAGGAUCAAGUGCGGACCAGAAGGAGGAAACAAGACACUGCUCGGUGAGCCAAAGCCACCACAAUUCCGUGAUCUCGACGCUUGCUAA